Colletotrichum graminicola M1.001 is the source of this 267-nucleotide messenger RNA. RefSeq lists its product as uncharacterized. The record is from RefSeq and is a predicted model, not a curated record. Lineage: Eukaryota; Fungi; Ascomycota; Sordariomycetes; Glomerellales; Glomerellaceae. The transcript has a single exon. The annotation marks the transcript as partial.
UUCACUGUCAUGGCGCGCGUUGACCCUACUUUACGAGCAGUCGUUCUUGCCCUUCGAAGCCGUAUUGGAGGCAAAACGGCCGACGAGGUUGCGCAAGCCCUGGGAAUACCCAAACGUACAGUCAACUAUAUUCUCGCGCGCGCAAAAAAGCAUGGCUUUGACCCAACCGCUCAUACCUUCUCUUUGAAACCCGAAUACAUCGACGACGCCCCUCGUUCGGGCCGUCCAAGGAAGGCUACAUCUGCUGUGGCUGACCCUGUCGUGUAG